Messenger RNA from Macroventuria anomochaeta, 2028 nucleotides. RefSeq names its product cryptochrome. Gene Ontology annotation, biological process: photoreactive repair. Gene Ontology annotation, molecular function: damaged DNA binding; FAD binding; deoxyribodipyrimidine photo-lyase activity. The transcript has 2 exons. Bases 1 to 2028 code for a protein of 675 amino acids. Lineage: Eukaryota; Fungi; Ascomycota; Dothideomycetes; Pleosporales; Didymellaceae. The record is from RefSeq and is a predicted model, not a curated record.
AUGUCCAACGAACAACCGCGUAUUCUGCUUUACAUCCUGCGUCGCGAUGUUCGCCUUUCAGACAACCCAGUAUUCACAGCUGCUUCACGGCAUGUUACACGGCAACAAGACUUGACAUCACCGCCCAACUCAGACGCCCGCACAAGAGAUGAUUCGUUAACUUCCGAGCAUCGUGGCACCUCCUUCACACAUUUGCUGCCUGUCUACGUCUUCCCCGCACAUCAAGUCGAAGUAUCUGGCUUCCUCCCCUCUCCAUCAGAGCAAUCGCCGUAUCCAGAAGCACGCAGCCAAAUCGCGAAAAUAUGGCGUACCGGACCUCACCGCGCAAGAUUUAUGGCUGAGGGAGCUUGGGACUUGAAGCAAACGCUUGAGGGUCUAGGAUGUGGUUCCGGAUUACAAAUCAGAGUUGGUAUGAUUGGGGACGUCGUCAAGAAUAUCCUCGAAUAUUACUCAAAAAGUGACGAUUCAAAAGGCGAAAUUUCUGGGGUCUGGAUGACAGCAGACGAGUCGGUGGAGGAGAAGGAAGAGGAGGCGGCUGUGAAAGGGAUUGCGGAACAGAAUGGAGUCGACUUCAAGUUAUGGGACGACGAGAAGUAUUACAUUGACAAUCGCGACCUUCCUUUCGACAAUAUCUCUCAACUUCCCAACAUCUACACAUCCUUCCGAAAGUCCGUCGAACCAUUACGAGACCAACCUCGCAAUACCCUACCAGCACCUACACAAUUACCACCGCUACCACCCGAUGUUCCUCCUCAACAAUCACCCUUCAACAUACCUACAAACCUCGAUGAUCUGUUGAAAGCGCUCUUGGCUCCCUUCGCGAAAGAUCCUACAUUCGGCUUGGCAGUGCCUCCCAAGUGGCCUGGUGGCAAUGUCGAGUCAGCACAUCCCUUCACAGGAGGCGAGUCCCACGCGCAGGAUCGCAUAUCAUUUCUCAUCUCUAGUGGAGCUAUGAGCUCAUACAAAGCCACACGUAAUGGCAUGCUAGGACGCGACUUCAGCACCAAACUUUCCGCUUACCUCGCACAAGGGCAUUGCACGGCACGGCAAGUGCACUGGGCGAUGAUGGACUUUGAGGAAGGCAGAGGAGCCGGUAAAGGCAAAGAAGGGUACGGAGAAGGCGAGAACGAUGGAACAGCAGCUGUUCGUUUUGAACUGCUGUGGCGAGACUAUAUGCAUCUGUGCAUGAGAAAGUUCGGUCCAGCAAUGUUUCAGCUCUACGGCAUCCGGCCGCAGGAAAGCAAGAACAACAAGACUCCACCUCCACCAAAGAGCUGGCGGCGGCUCGACAAGCCAACACCAGGUAAAGACCUCCAAAGCAUUGAGAUAUUCGGCCGCUUCCGCUCCGGACGGACAGGCGUCGGCCUCAUCGACGCUUCAAAUCGCGAACUAUUCCUCACAGGCUACACAUCGAAUCGCGCACGGCAAAACGUUGCUUCCUUCCUUGCAUCCCACCUUGAGAUGGACUGGCGCGUCGGCGCAGAAUGGUACGAGUGCAUGCUUACAGACUAUGACGUACCGAGUAAUUGGGGCAAUUGGCAAUACGUGUCUGGUGUAGGAAACGACCCAAGGCAAGGGCGUGUCUUCAACCCUGUAAAGCAGGCGCUGGAUUAUGAUCCGCAAGGCGAAUACAUCAAGGCAUGGGUUCCGGAGUUACGGGAUGUCAAGUUGACAAAACAAGUUGGACCGCAAGGAAGAGAGGAGAUCGACAAACAGCGACUGAUGGGUUUAUACCAAGCGAAUAAGCUCUCAGAGUGGGAGAAAGAAAGGUUGGGGUUGAAAGGGGUCGAGUGGGUCGAGAGACCACUCGUGAACAUCAAUUUUUCCGUUGGACGCGGGCGAGGUGGUCCAGGACGUGGAGGCACACGACUUAGUAGAGGCGGCGGCGGUGGCGGUGGUGGUGGUGGAGGACCAGGUAGAGGAGGAAACCGAGGAGGCCAAUAUCAACAGCACCGAGAGUACAGGAGAGGUGCUAAUGAGGAGAAACAGCACGUGGCAAACGGCCCGACAAUUGUUAGCAGUCAAUGA